UUUGCGAAGUCAGCUUCAUAGGUGAAACGCACCUUAUAAACCACCAAACUACAUUAAACAGCGGCCUUCAACUCCAGAAGAUGAUGAAAACAAUUAUUAACUCCUCAUCAUAUUUCUCUAAGAUCAUAUUAGCAUGUAACAUGCUAACUCUAAUCUUCCUUAUAAUUAUUAGUACGAAUCACAUUGCAAUUAAGGGUCAACAAGAGAGCAACAACCAGACUACAAAUAGCACGAGGCUAAGGAUAGCGGUUCCGGUUAAAGAUGGCUUUACCGAGUUUGCCGAUGUGAGACGCGAUCCGACCACCGGAGAGCCGAUUUUCCGAGGUUUUACUAUCGACUUCUUCAAGGCCGUCAUUAACACCGCCAUGCCUUACACCGUUUUGUUUGAUUUCAUCCCCUAUGCUAUGCCUAAUGGCACCAUGAAUGGCACUUAUGAUGAUAUGCUUCGAGCUGUCUUCUCUGGGGACUAUGAUGCAGCAGUGGGUGACAUUUCUAUAAGACAUUACAGGACACAAUGGGUUGAUUUUAGCAUGGCAUUCUCCGAGACCGGAGUGUCAAUGCUAGUACCGUUACGACGGGCGGCCGGGAAAAGGGAAACAUCAUUUCUUACGCGUCUUCCUCACGGUCUAAUAGGAGCAGUUGUGGGUGUUUGCUUUAUCGCUGCACUUUUCUUUUGGUUUUGGCAACGCAAAACUGCUCAUCAUCAAGCCACUGAUCCAGGAGAAAAAGCCGCCGGACAUACGAGGCUAGUGAUUGUGUUAUGCUUCCUUAUGUUGGUAGUCUUGACAACUUGUUUAGGUGCAAUCUUAAUUUCAUUGCAAAUAGAACCCAGGCAAAAACCCCUUAUAGAUCACCACAUAAAUGAUUUCGUACGAAAUGGAAAAAAUGUUGGGUAUCAAACAGGAUCGUUUGUACGUAAUAUGCUUACACAAAGAGGGUUUUCGGAAUCACAACUGAAGUCUUAUUCCACUGUUGAACAAUUGCUGGAUCUUCUCUCUAGAGGAAGUGAUGGAGGGGGGAUUGAUGCUGUAAUUGAGGAAACCCCUUAUCUGAAAUUCUUUCUGACGCAACAUUGCAAUGCCUACACCCUCGUGCCUUCAGCUGUUAUGCAUGCCGACGGAUUUGGCUUCGCCUUCCGGAAAGAGAGACUAACUGAUCUAGUGCGUGAUAUAUCAAUUGCAACCCUACAAGUGACGAAUAACGAAGACCAAUUACGUGACAUUAGAGAUAGAACAAUUGGCGACUUAAAUUCAUGUCGGGAGGAUCUCAACUCUGAAUUGGAUCCAGUAGAUUGGAAGGCUAGCAUGUGGAUUCUAAUAGCCGGUGUUAUUGGAGUUGUGGCUCUUUUAUUAAUCUUUUGUCCUGUUUAUCUUGGUUUCACUAGAUAGUUCCUGAUGUUGGAUAUCACUAAACAGCAGAAAUAACUCUUCUUAAUAAGUCACUCUAGCUUGUUUGUUCUUUAUGUAUUUAAAUAGCACUAUUGUUGACAACAUGCC
Beta vulgaris subsp. vulgaris (sugar beet) is the source of this 1496-nucleotide messenger RNA. Its product is annotated as glutamate receptor 2.5-like. The record is from RefSeq and is a predicted model, not a curated record. NCBI's taxonomy places the organism in Eukaryota, Viridiplantae, Streptophyta, Magnoliopsida, Caryophyllales, Amaranthaceae. The transcript is spliced from 4 exons. Bases 81 to 1388 code for a protein of 435 amino acids. Gene Ontology annotation, cellular component: plasma membrane. Gene Ontology annotation, molecular function: glutamate-gated receptor activity.